AAAAAUUAAUCAUUCAUCUGGUUGAAUUUUGGUGGUGAAUCAAUUAUAAUUAACUCGUUAUAAUAAAAAUGGCUUCCGACGCGCAAUUGGAGAAGAUGAAAAUGAGGCAAAGCUAUCACAAUAAUUGGACUGUCGAACUCAUGCAAACUCUUUCCGUUAAUCCUGCUUAUUGUUGUUAUGCAGCUUGGUGUGCACCAUGUGCAUCUUACAUGCUUCGCAAACGAGCCUUGUAUGGUGAUAUGAGAAGAUACACAUGUUGUGGUGGAUAUAUGCCCUGUAGUGGCAAAUGUGGAGAGCAAAAAUGUCCUGAAUUUUGUCUUUGUACUGAGGUUGUAUGCUGUUUCUCAAAUUCUGUUGCCUCAACGCGCUUCAUGUUGCAAGACGAGUUCAACAUUCACACUACAAAAUGCGAUAACUGCAUAAUUGGAUUCAUGUUCUUCCUCCAGUAUUUUGCAUGCUUAUGUUCAAUAGUUGCUUGCUUAACUGGAAGCGAAGAACUCAAUGACCUUUCACAAUGCUUGAACUGUUUAUCGGAUACUGUUAUGUGCACGGUUUGUGCAUGUAUGCAGACGCAGCAUAAGCUAGAGUUAGAUAAAAGAGAUGGCAUCAUUAGCGCGUUUCCUAUAAUGGCAGUCCCUCCUGUACAGCAGAUGUCACGCAUGGAUCCCAGGGCUCAUCCCCCAUCAGUUGCUGGGAAUCCUCAGAUCGCUGUUGCAUAUGGUUAUCCUGCCCGUUAGUUUAAGGCUAGUUA
Molecule: messenger RNA, 751 nt
Organism: Chenopodium quinoa (quinoa)
Lineage: Eukaryota; Viridiplantae; Streptophyta; Magnoliopsida; Caryophyllales; Amaranthaceae
Exons: 8
Coding region: 69-737 (222 amino acids)
Source: RefSeq, a predicted model, not a curated record